This is a messenger RNA of Funneliformis caledonium, 981 nucleotides long. Lineage: Eukaryota; Fungi; Glomeromycota; Glomeromycetes; Glomerales; Glomeraceae. The record is from the annotation of a GenBank genome assembly.
AUGGACCUGUUGGAUCCAUUUCCGGUGAUGAAGGCGACUUCGGCAAUGGCGGCGAUGGUUUCAUCGGGUAAUGUGGAUGAAUUCUUUUCCGAUGAUGGUAUGACGGAGAAUGUGGAUGCGGAAGUGACAUCACUCAUGGAUUUACAAUAUUCACGAAAAUUUCGGAAAAAUGGUAGUAUAGAACUUGAUCCUAAUCGUUUUCAACAAAUAAUUGAGGAAGCUUUUAAUCAGAUGGUAAAGGCACUAAUAGAUCUAUAUAUUACUGGAAUGAGAAAUAAAUUUGUUACCGAGAAAUUGGAUUGUAUAUAUCGGCAUCAGGAGCAUCAGGAGCAUCACGAGCAUCAUAAUUCGAAAGUCAAGCAAGUUAAGGUUACAAAUACGGCUGAUAAUGGGGAGAUUGAUUAUACCAUUGGAUAUGAUGUCGUGGAUGCAAAAAUUCCACCGUCUACCACCAAACAAAAGGAUAACACCAACGUUGACCCGACAACUGAAUUCAUGGAAAUCCUAGAUCCAACAAAAGGAAUCAUGAACGAUAACACCAAAGUAACUCUAUCAAAAAGAAUCUUAGAAAUUGAAAAAUUCAACUUUGAAAUAAAAAAGGCAAACAAGGUAGUCUACGGAGUUCCAAGAUCAUUUCAAGAGAUAACCGAUAGGUUUGAAGGUUUCAUAAAAGAACAAGCUGCGAUGUCUCAGGAAUCUACUCAAGAAAUCAUGGAUCCUGAAAUAGAAAAAUCGUCAUUUGACGAAAUCAAUGUUUCGCAAAUAAAAAAUCUAAAAAAUAUCAUGAUAAAACGUGUAAACAUGAAUAGACGAGGAGGAAUUUAUGUUGCAAUUCACAAGAAACUUUUAUCAUAUCAAGGUUCUUCAAAGCAAUCCUUCACUGAUGCAAACGUCACUUGGGAUCCUGCACCAAAUAAUUGUAAUAUUAGUGAGUCAUCCAAUUCAAGUGAUAAUCAUUAUUUGCUAAAAUGGUUUUUCUAA